Molecule: messenger RNA, 1039 nt
Organism: Psammomys obesus (fat sand rat)
Lineage: Eukaryota; Metazoa; Chordata; Mammalia; Rodentia; Muridae
Gene: Mfap2
Product: microfibril associated protein 2
Exons: 9
Coding region: 86-643 (185 amino acids)
Biological process (GO): embryonic eye morphogenesis
Cellular component (GO): microfibril
Source: RefSeq, a predicted model, not a curated record
UCUGGCUGCGGGCGGCAGGCGGCACUCUCAGCUUCACUAGAGAACCGUGCGGGGGCCCCAACAGCCGCCACAGCCUCCUCACUCCAUGGCCAUGAGAGCUGCCUGCCUCUUCCUGCUGUUCAUGCCUGGCCUGCUGGCUCAGGGCCAAUAUGACCUGGAUCCGCUGCCCCCGUUCCCGGACCAUGUCCAGUACAACCACUAUGGAGACCAGAUUGACAACGCAGACUACUAUGACUACCAAGAAGUGAGUCCUCGGCCCCCUGAGGAACAGUUCCAGUCCCAGCAGCAAGUCCCACAGGAAGUCAUUCCGGCCCCCACCCCGGAACUGCCAGGUGCAGGGGAUCUGGAGACUGAGCCCACGGAGCCCGGGCCUCUUGACUGCCGUGAGGAGCAGUACCCGUGCACCCGCCUCUACUCUAUCCACAAGCCUUGUAAACAGUGUCUGAACGAGGUCUGCUUCUACAGCCUCCGCCGGGUGUAUGUCGUCAACAAGGAAAUAUGUGUCCGCACAGUCUGUGCCCACGAGGAACUUCUCCGAGCUGACCUGUGCCGGGACAAGUUCUCCAAGUGUGGCGUGAUGGCCGUCAAUGGCCUGUGCCAAUCUGUGGCUGUCUCCUGUGCCAGGAGCUGUGGGGGCUGCUAGGGUGGAGCUGGUAUGGGAUCUGAGCCCUGGACGAAGCUCAGAUCCACCUCAGGCCCCGCCUGACCUGGUGCUUUUCCCAUCCUGCCCUCCCCUUCAUCCUGGACAUCAGUGUACUGCUGUCCUGGAAGUGACCAGAGCUGCCUCGGGCCCCUCCCCAGCCUGUGGCCAUCCCUGAAAUGGGGGCUCCUGACUGUCCAGUCUCCACCCCCUAGUGGGGCUCAUGGAAGGCCCCAUGUGGAGCCUGGGGUUCUCAAUGUGCCUUCUCAGUGCCUUGGGGGUAGUCCUUCCUUCUCAGUCUCCUCAGGUAGGCUGUGCCCUCACCCAGCUGGUCUGCUUGGAUCUCCUACACUCCCAGGCAUGGACCAAGUCUGUUUUAUACAAAAUAAUAAAGUUUUU